UUUGUUAAAUAGUAACAAGCUGGGAAUGAACUUGAAUAGUUGGUAACUGUAAAGCCAAAUCUGCUAUACUUCAAUCAGGAAAAUCGGAUUAUCGGAAAGCAACAAAAAGCAUUUGAAGCAUCUUUCGAUAAGGCACCAAGAACAAAGAAUUUAUGCUAAAAAGUGGAAUGGAGUUGAAGUGGAUGAGAAAGAUUUUGAUUUACAUCGUAAUACUAUCGGUCCUGCAACAUCAGGCAAAUUGUUGGCGUCGCAGGCGACGCAGGAGAAAUCCACCAGUUCAAAAUUGUCAAGUCGGGCAGUGGUCAUCAUGGAGCUCGUGCAACCAUAUAUGCGGUAGUACGGGUACCCAAACAAGAACAAGAAGCAAAACAGUAACUGAAUGCUGUGGAGGAUCAUGUCCGUACUCUUUAAGUUCGUCGAGGCCAUGCAAUAGAAAUGCAUGUAAAAACGGAGGUUCCCCAAUCCCUGGCUCUUGCGCUUGUACGUCAGGUUGGACCGGAACAUGCUGUGGGAUAGACCGUGAUGAAUGCCGAAGCAAUCCAUGUGAUCACAAAUGUGUGAAUGUCCCUGGUAGCUACAACUGCAUAUGCAAUUCUUGCUACACAAAAUACGGCGAUAAAUGUAAAAAGGAAAAAUGCAUUAUUGGUCAAAAAUGUUUUCAGUAUGGUGAUGUACAUCCAAAUAACCAGUGUCAGGAUUGUCAACAAACGUGCGAAGCAACGUGGACAAACAACAAUACUUUAUCUUGCAAUGACAAUAACUUGUGUACAAGAAAUGAUGUAUGCAAGUACGGGAUAUGCAGUGGAACACCGUGCCGUAAAUGCGAGAGGUGUAGUAGAAGUGGAUGUAAAGUCAAGCAGGGUUUCUGCGUUUACAAGGGAAAAUGUUAUCGAAAGAGAGGGAGGAGAUCUAGACGAGUCUGCCGCAAGUCUAUCAGGGGCUGAAAGAGAAACCUGGAUACCGCAAGUGAAAAAUUAAUCUGGCAUUGUUUAGGAUGAAUGGCGAAGAAGUUUUUUUUAUAACUAUAUAGCUAUGUAACAAAUACAUGCACUAGAAUCAGUAGAAUGAAUGUAGGCUUGUAGCGUUACUACAAAAAGCACUAAUUGCAAUCAAUAAGCAUGCAAUACCAUAUUCUGGACUAUAAGGUAUUAACUGAAAUAAUUUCGCACCUAAUUAAAAUCGGUUAAUCUUAGUAAGUUUAUAAGUUUAAUACUGUAAUAAUGCUUUCUGGUUAAAUAUACCCAACGGAAGGUACGCAUUAA
Dendronephthya gigantea is the source of this 1262-nucleotide messenger RNA. RefSeq names its product multiple epidermal growth factor-like domains protein 6. Lineage: Eukaryota; Metazoa; Cnidaria; Anthozoa; Malacalcyonacea; Nephtheidae. The transcript is spliced from 5 exons. The record is from RefSeq and is a predicted model, not a curated record. Gene Ontology annotation, molecular function: calcium ion binding. Bases 153 to 944 code for a protein of 263 amino acids.